AUGCCUACGAUCUGCGCGUACUUGACGGCAGUAAUACUGGUGGCGGCAAACAAUGCCCACCGUCCAUUUUCAGACAAUAUGCUCUCGGAUAUGAAACUUACCAGGAAAGCUGUUCAGCUUGUCGAUGACAUUUUUGGCAGUCAGAUCUUCCCAGAAAGCGGCCAGGUCCAUCUGGUUCGGAACGCAUGUGCCGACUUGAAUCAAAAUGCGCUGAGAAGGUGGUAUGAGAAAUUCGGGACCGCAUAA
This is a messenger RNA of Clonostachys solani, 246 nucleotides long. The record is from the annotation of a GenBank genome assembly. Lineage: Eukaryota; Fungi; Ascomycota; Sordariomycetes; Hypocreales; Bionectriaceae.